Molecule: messenger RNA, 4125 nt
Organism: Priapulus caudatus
Lineage: Eukaryota; Metazoa; Priapulida; Priapulimorpha; Priapulimorphida; Priapulidae
Product: lon protease homolog 2, peroxisomal-like
Exons: 21
Coding region: 138-2678 (846 amino acids)
Biological process (GO): protein processing; protein targeting to peroxisome; protein quality control for misfolded or incompletely synthesized proteins
Cellular component (GO): peroxisomal matrix
Molecular function (GO): serine-type endopeptidase activity; ATP binding; ATP-dependent peptidase activity
Source: RefSeq, a predicted model, not a curated record
UUUUCGCGUGUGUGCUAAACUCCAUCCGAGUUCUAAACUGUAGCUGGGAAAUUUGUACACUAGCUGGGAAAUUUCUCCUACCAGUACCAGCGUUCUACUUCUACUAGUUCUAGGGAGUAGAAGUCGUCGCUGGUGAUAUGUCGGCCAGUAGUGGAAUCAUUCGGCGUAUACCGCUGUUGCUUGUCUCUGACGAUGUUCUCCUUCCUGGGGCAUCGAUGCGGAUUUCUGUCAGAAGUUCAAACAACAUGAACAUGGUAAAGAGUCGCUUGCUUAGUCGAAACACGCUGAGCAGUGCUGUGAUUGGUGUUAUCCCAACAAGACCUGAGCACUCGGAGUCAGAGAAUGAAGAGGUUGAAAACAUUCAGUCCAACACUGUGGGGACUGCGGCAGUUGUUGUGCAAGUAACUGGGACAAAUUGGCCCCGGCCCAUGUACACCCUGCUGGUAACUGGCAUAUACAGGUUCAGGUUAGACAGGCUUCUGCAGUCAACACCGUAUAAAGUUGGCUCUGUAACACAACUGGAUAAUCUGACCUUAGACGAAGCAGAUAUUGAUGCUGAAAACAAGGAGCUAGGUGAACUGAUUGAGAGCUUGCGGGAAAAGGCCAGACAACUACUUGACAUGUAUGACAUAUCUUUGCCUGUAGUUGUCAAGCUGAAGAAACUGUUGAAGACACUGCCUCCUCAGAACCUGCCUGAUAUCUGUGCAUCCAUAGUAAAGGCUUCCUACACAGAGAAGCUUCAAGUGUUGGAUUCCGUAGAUCUAGAGGAGAGGUUGAGGAAGACCUUACCAUUGUUGGUUAGGCAGAUCGAGGGGCUCCGGUUGUUGCAAAAAAGUAAGAAGAAUAGAAUGCAGAUUGUACCACGCUCGAAGCUGCCUGCAGUCCUGGGAAAGAUGAUUCAAACACCACGUGACAUGCUGGACGAUGACAAGGACACAGACAACGAGUUACUAGACUUGGAGAACAAGAUCAGGGAGGCACAAAUGCCAGACCAGGCGAACAAAAUAGCUAUGAAUGAACUGAAGCGUUUAGAGAAGAUGUCACCUCACAUGCCAGACUAUGCAAUGACAAGGAACUAUCUGGAUUUGCUUGUGGAGUUGCCCUGGUCAAAACUAACCAAAGACACCCUGGAUAUCGAGCAAGCGAGGAGGGACCUUGACUGCGAUCACUAUGCCAUGGACAAGCUCAAGAAGAGAGUCAUCGAGUUCUUGGCUGUGCGCCAGCUGAAGAACAGCCUCAAGGGUCCCAUACUUUGCUUCGUCGGGCCGCCCGGGGUUGGAAAGACGAGCAUAGGCCGGUCUAUUGCCCAUACACUUGGCAGAGAAUUCCACAGGAUCUCUCUUGGAGGCGUGUGCGAUCAGUCAGACAUCAGGGGUCAUCGGCGCACCUACAUCGGUGCAAUGCCAGGCCGCAUCAUACAGGGCCUGAAGACUGCCGGCACGCGAAACCCCGUGUUCCUGCUAGACGAAAUCGACAAGCUAACCAGGGGAGUCCACGGCGAUCCGUCUGCGGCGCUGUUGGAAGUUCUAGAUCCCGAGCAGAAUCACACCUUCGUUGAUCACUACGUGAAUGUGCCGUUUGAUCUCUCGCAAGUGAUCUUCAUCGCGACUGCAAACAGCCUAGCAGGAAUUCCUGCACCGCUGAGGGAUCGUGUUGAGAUCAUCCCAGUCGCUGGCUACACACAGGAGGAAAAGUUCCACAUAGCUAUCCGCCACCUGAUUCCAAAACAGUUGGCAGCUCAUGGUCUGACCAGCGAGCAGCUGCAGAUUUUAGAAGACAGCAUCAAAUGCACCAUUGAGAAAUACACGCGAGAGGCUGGCGUGAGGCAGCUGGAGCGUAAGAUCGGAGCGAUCUGUCGUGCGGUUGCCGUGCGGGUGGCAGAGGCGAGCUCGAAGCAUGAAAGAGCAGAUAAGGACACGGACGCUGUGCAUCAUGAGACAGAUGAUGAGAAGGAUGCUCAUCUGGCUGAGAACGUGGUCGAUCCACCUGAAAUGCCAAUCGUCAUAGACGAACAUGCACUGGAAGACAUUUUAGGGGUGCCGAGGUUCGAGCGCGAGAGCCGCGACAGGUUCGACGAGCCAGGCGUCGCUGCGGGCCUCGCGUGGACGGAGGUCGGCGGUGAAGUGAUGCACGUCGAGGCGACGCGCAUGGAGGGCGACGGCAAGCUGACGCUGACGGGCCAGCUCGGCAGCGUGAUGAGGGAGUCGGCGCGCCUCGCGCUCAACUGGCUGCGCUCGCACGCAGAAGGGUGUGGCAUCGCGGUCGCGCAAGGGAGCGAUCUUCUGGAGUCGACCGACGUGCACAUCCACUUCCCGGCGGGCGCCGUCAGCAAGGACGGCCCGUCGGCCGGCGUCACCGUCGCCUCCGCGCUCGUGUCGCUCUUCACGGGGCGCAGCGUGCGCGCAGACACCGCCAUGACAGGCGAGAUCACGCUGCACGGCCUCGUACUGCCGGUUGGUGGGAUCAGGGACAAGAUACUGGCUGCACACCGGGCGGGUUUCAUGCGCGUCGUGAUUCCUCAGAAGAACGAGAAAGACCUGAAGGAUAUUCCAGCUACUGUCAGAAGUGAGAUGUCCAUCAUCCCGUGCGCUCGCCUGGAGCAGGUGCUCUGCGCCGUCUUCCCAGAAGGUUUUCCCGACCUUGGCCGCGAUGUCGAGGUCGUGACCAGCAAGCUGUGACCUCGACUGUCGCCCAGCAAGCUGUGACCUCGACUGUCGCCCAGCAAGCUGUGACCUCGACGGUCGCCCAGCAAGCUGUGACCUCGACGGUCGCCCAGCAAGCUGUGACCUCGACGGACGCCCAGCAAGCUGUGACCUCGACUGUCGUGUAGCAAACUGUCGACUGUUGACUCUCGUUAAGUCAUUCCGAAUGAUGGCCGCGCGCGCUCGCGGGAAGCGCGGCGUCCCGUCGCCGAUUCGGGGAGCCGUCGUUCGUCGCAAACAGUUGUUGGCAGCCAUCUUGGUCCGCUCAGUUGUUCGAGUCUGUUUGAAAUGUUUGGGUGAGAGUUGUGUGGAGUGUGGCCGCAUGCGUGACAGUGUCUCGCUUAGGUUUGGACUGCUGUGGUGGGUUUGUGCUACUGGCGAAGUGGUGUUGGCAUGCUAUCUGUGUGUUGAUUACUCAAUCCACACUGUCACUAUACUCACUCUAUGUCUAUUCGGCUAUAAGUCGCUCAAUCAUUCCUACAGUAGUGAAGCUUUACUCCUAUUCCUAAUGGCAUUGAUGUGUGCAAUAUGAUGCAAUCUAUGUUGGUAGAUUCACCAUUUAAAUGUAAUCCUACUUGCUUCAUACUGCCUAAAGCUUAAUAUAACAUGUAGAAGUAGUAAAGGUACUACUGGUCAGUGGGCGUGAUACACGACCUAGUUAUGCUAAAUAUAGGAUAGCUUUUGCAAGAAGUUUAAAGGUGAGGAUGAAUUAAUACCCCAUAGCCUUAUGAUUAUUGUUAAGAGAGUGAUUAUAUAGUUAUUUAAAAUUAAUGUGUAUAUGCAGAGCAAUUUGCAUGCAUGGCAUGAGUGUGGAAGCUCGCAAAUAUUGGGAGCUAUUGAUUCUCAAACAAAAGCGAGUAUCAUACCAAAACGACCGCUAAAAACGAGAACGUUUCUUAACAGUAUUACGUAAUAUUCGCUAUUGUUUUUAUUAGUUUAUUAAUUAACUAAGCUACAGUUAAAGCCUUACAGUGCGAGUAAAACUGAUCGCAUGACCGAGUAAAAAAAAAUUGCAUUUGUAACCGUUGAAAUAAUCUGUGAUCUAUUCAUGACCUGCCACGGGAAUAAGGUCAAUGACAUGGUUGACAUGGUAUGACAUAGACAAGUUUUCAAUAUGAAACGCUGGUAGUUACGAGCCCAGUUUUUACGCAGCAGGGAUGUAAUCGAUUAUGGUAUCAUAAAUUGUAUUAUUAAUUUAUGAUUAAUUGAGGUGACGGAUUAUUAUUUGUACUUCAAUGUUUGGCUGCCGGCAGGUUGUUAUUUGUACGCCGAUAUUAUCCUCUCAUGCUCAGAAAGAUAACAUUGUAUUGGUAUGACUGACAACGUGAGAGUGCAUGCAUAACCCAUGUCUGCAAGGCCGUUCAAAGCUGUGUACUGUGAUCAAAUAAAUGCUAUUAUUGGUUAUAACUAUAGAGAGAUAUAU